AUGCCAGAUGUCGACGUCCUCCUCCACACUGGCGAUUUAACCAAUUUUGGCGAAUUAAACGCUUUGAAAGAUUCCAUCAAAAUGAUGGGAACGAUCACAGCCGAAUUAAAAUUGGUCAUUGCUGGAAACCAUGACAUAUCUCUUGACAAGCAAAACAGGGUGGAGAAUAUGUCUGAUGACGAGUAUUUGGAAUACCAUCAUUCUGCCCUCGAAAUCAUGACGGGUCAAUCGGCAAAAGAUGCAGGAGUUACCUAUCUCAAGGAAGGUACUCAUACAUUCACACUUAAGAAUGGUGCUAAAUUCACACUAUACGCCUCACCGUACACUUGUGGUUCCAUGGGAUUCCAAUAUCAAAUAAACGAAGAUCGAUUCAAUUACGCAACUCAAGUCGCCCCAGGCCAAACUUCGAUCGCCACCAAUCCUAUUCCUGAGGGAGUCGACAUCGUCAUGACCCACGGCCCUCCACAUACGAUACUUGACCAAGUCGACGGUGAAUAUAAAGGUUGCCGCAAUCUUCUCCGUGCCGUUGGCCAUGUUUGA
Sclerotinia sclerotiorum 1980 UF-70 is the source of this 540-nucleotide messenger RNA. RefSeq lists its product as hypothetical. Gene Ontology annotation, molecular function: hydrolase activity. The transcript has a single exon. The record is from RefSeq and is a predicted model, not a curated record. Lineage: Eukaryota; Fungi; Ascomycota; Leotiomycetes; Helotiales; Sclerotiniaceae. The coding region runs from base 1 to 540 and encodes 179 amino acids.